This is a messenger RNA of Cladocopium goreaui, 678 nucleotides long. Lineage: Eukaryota; Dinophyceae; Suessiales; Symbiodiniaceae. The record is from the annotation of a GenBank genome assembly.
AUGCCUGCACGGCAACAAAACUCACCCAGACAUGGCUGCUGCAUCGCUUGCUCUUGGCAAGUUGUAUUCGCAAGCCUUGAAGAAUCAUUGCGCAUGAUGCGUUCCUUGCUUGGAGACACAGAUCACCCCAACAUGGCCGCCACGCUUUCUGCGCUCGGCAAGUUGUACUUGCAAGCUGGGGGCAUCGCAAAAGCGAAAGAAAACUUGGAAGAAUCCUUGCGCAUGACCCAGUCCUUGAUCAGUGGCACAUGCCACCCUGACACAGCUGCCACAUUGCUUGCCCUUGGCAAGUUGUACUUGCAAGAUGGAGACGCCACAAAAGCACAGAAUUGUUUGGAAGAAUCACUGCUCAUGACCCGGCGCUUGCUUCCAGACAUAGGUGACAAUGAUACAUCUUCCAAAGCGGCCACAUUGCUGGCAUGCGGAGAAGUGUGCUUGCGAAUUUAUGGUUCCCGAUACUUCCACCAAGCGCCACGCCUUUUGGAAGGAGCAUUGCUCAUGACCCGGUCCUGUCUUGGAGAGGCCAGUCAUCCUGAGAUAGCUCCCGCAUUGCUUGCACUUGGCAAGCUGUAUUUGCAAGCUGGGGACUUGACAAAUUCAAAAAGUUGUUUGGAAGAAUCGUUGCGCAUGACCCGAUCCUUGCUUGGAGACACACAAAUGCAAGGCACCCCGACAUAG